AUGCACAGGUGGGUUUCAGCAUCACGCUUCUGGGGCACAGGUGCCAAUGCAGCUCCGGGGAUCUGCUUUGAGAGGGUGAACUCGGCUGGAGACCCGUACGGGAACUGUGGAAAAGACGGCAAAGGAUCCUUCGCCAAAUGCGAGGCUCAAGAUGCGAAAUGUGGUAAAAUACAGUGCCAAGGGGGAGCCAACCGCCCCGUGAUUGGCACCAACGCGGUUUCCAUAGAAACCAACAUCCCUCAGCAGGAAGGGGGGCGUAUCCUGUGCCGCGGGACGCACGUGUACCUGGGAGACGACAUGCCCGACCCCGGCCUGGUGCUCACGGGAACCAAAUGUGGAGACAGCAUG
This is a messenger RNA of Engraulis encrasicolus (European anchovy), 348 nucleotides long. Its product is annotated as disintegrin and metalloproteinase domain-containing protein 12-like. The transcript is spliced from 3 exons. The record is from RefSeq and is a predicted model, not a curated record. The annotation marks the transcript as partial. NCBI's taxonomy places the organism in Eukaryota, Metazoa, Chordata, Actinopteri, Clupeiformes, Engraulidae.